Molecule: messenger RNA, 6577 nt
Organism: Labeo rohita (rohu)
Lineage: Eukaryota; Metazoa; Chordata; Actinopteri; Cypriniformes; Cyprinidae
Gene: svila
Product: supervillin a
Biological process (GO): cytoskeleton organization; actin polymerization or depolymerization; actin filament severing
Cellular component (GO): actin cytoskeleton; cytoplasm
Molecular function (GO): actin filament binding; phosphatidylinositol-4,5-bisphosphate binding
Source: RefSeq, a predicted model, not a curated record
CUGCUGCAGCUAACUCUGCAUCACCUUGCAGUUCAGACACUGCUGCCUUUCUGCAGUCCUCUCUCACUCUCUCCUAUUUUCCUCCUCUCUUUGCUCCUUCACGAUCCCCCUCCCUCCUUUCUGGUGACUUUGUUUUCUUAUCUGUCAUCCACCCCUCAUUUUAUUUUAUCAAUAUGUACCGGAACCCUUGGAUCUCCAACUAUAUCAACCAUGUCAAGUUGUGCCAAGGCUUCACAGGAGAAACAGCUCCUAAAGUUGGCAAUACCAAACUACAACGAAGAGCUCUUAGCUUCCAGAAAGAGUUCUUGUUUGAAGAGAAAGACGAGGGAACCAACAAAGAAUUAGAUGUCAGUGUGCUGGGAAAUACACCCAAGGUUUCAGAAUUAAGGAAACGUUUUGAGACUGUAAGUUUGAGUCAGAGUUGGGACAUGAACAGGAAAGAGCGAAUUGCAAGGCGUCUGGAGGGAAUCGAUAGUGAUGUUCUCCAAAAUCUCCCAGGUUGUGGAGGUCUAGUUAGUAAUAGACUGCUAGAGGAGGACACUCCGAGAUAUACCCGUGCAGCAGACACCUGUGACCCCUGUACAGUUUCUCUUCAGCACUAUGGCAAAAACGACCCAAACUUUCCAAAUCCGCACAGUGCAGAGGUUCAGUCCAGAACCCACACAGGCCAACCGGAUCCUGUCUACAGCACUGGCUCCACUCAUGUGGUAGAGCUGGACUCUAAGGCCGAACGGAUCGCACGUUACAAGGCAGAACGGCGCCGUCAACUAGCAGAGCGCUAUGGCAUCUCUCUGGAUCAGGAGGCUGAGACCGACUAUACCGCUCGCUACUCCAGAACCUCCAGAGAACCCGACGGCUCAGACCGACAGCACAAGUCAAAGGUAGAAGGAGGAGAUGGGGUGGAGCAUAAUGCUUACACCCCCAGCCAUCAUGUAGAUAGGGCCAGCUCACACAUUCACAGCGAUCCAGAGUACAUCCGUCCAGAGUCCAUCUCUGAGCGUGAGAGGAUGAUGAAUCUGGAGAACCAGAGGAGGGCACAUGAGCGGGAUAGAUUGCAUGGAGGGGUUGCACCUGACCCAUCUGCAUAUAUGGAUGUAUCAGGGUCUGCCAGAGUUCCAGGGAAGGAACCAGGGGCGAUGGGGGUUCCCAGCUCGCCUAAUGCAGGCCGAAGGGCCAUGAUGCCAUCUCCCAAACAGGCAGCGUCUCCUGGUGAUCUGUUUAUUGAGCAGCAGGCUCACAACAUCCUCCAAAGACACGGGCCUCAUCUGAGCCCUGAGCCACUGAGCCCUGAAGUGGAUGAAGAGAAGCUGGAUGACAGAGCAAAGCUGAGUGUAGCCGCCAAGCGCUCUCUCUUCAGGGAGCUCGAGAAAACUUCAGAUGGCUCCGUUUUGAAGACAUGGAGCCGUAACCCUGCUGUUGAACGGAGGCUGAGGAGAGGUCAGGAUCGCUCCCGCACUCAGCCGGUCACCUCAGAGGAAGUGGUCAUUGCUGCUACCUUGCAGGCAUCAUCUCAGCAGAGCUCCAUGGUGAGGGAGCAGGCCAGAGAGGUUCGGCUGGCUCAGGAGGCAGCGGAGACAGAUCAAGCUCGCCACACAUCUCCAGGCGAGGAAGGCCAAGAAGAGCCAGACCUUUCCACGCUCAGUCUAGCAGAGAAGAUGGCACUCUUUAACCGCCUGGCACAGCCAUCCAGCCACGGCUCUCGGGCCAGGGGAGACACUCGGUCACGUAGGAGUAAUGCACGCUACCAGACUCAGCCAAUUACACUAGGAGAGGUUGAACAGCUGCAGCCUGCAGGUGGAGCUCGUUUUGCAUCCGCCUCUACCUCGGCCCUGAGAUCCUCAACUGUUUCCACUGAACAUGCUGGUGACAUCCACCUGACCAUGCCUAGUGUAUCUGGCCCUGCCUACUAUGAGCAGACCCUCUCCCCACUUUACCAUCCUCAACCUGCCCAGCAUGUCCAAGCACAUCAGAGUCCAGAUGUGUCCCUGGUGGCCCAAGGAGAAAAGCUGGUAUUGAGCAUGGGGAAAAGGAAGCUCCCAUCUCCAGAGAGCAUGAAACAGACACCACACGCUCAACCGACCAAGGACUGGGAGGAAUAUAAAGGGCACAAUGAGGCUCUGGUGACCCCUCAAGACCUUUUAGAAACAGAUGGAGAGCACAAGUCAAAGGCAGCCAUGUCAGAUCUUCCUGUGCAUACAGCCGCAGUACGUGCAGCGGCAGCUGUAUCACAGGGCUCAUCCUCUUUACGGAUCGGCUCUCUAGCACAGCACGCACAGACGCACACAGAGUCUGCCGGACAUCUCUCAGAGGACGACAGGAGAGAAGAAGAGCAGGAGACUGACUUUAAAACAGAGGAGGGAGACAAGCUCUCAGACGUCAUGUCUGCCAGACAGAUGUCCAUCAAAGAGAGGCUGGCACUGUUGAAGAAGAGUGGAGAGGAAGACUGGAGGAACAGGAUAAAUAAAAAACAGGAUGUGGUGAAGGUUGCUGUGUCUGAAAGACACGCCCAGCUAUGGGAAGUGGAGCAGAGCUUCAAGAAGAAGGAUGAUGGGAUGAUGAUAGAUGACUUUGCCGUGUCUGAUCAACUUUGGGAUCCUGUCUUUUCCUCCUCAUUUUCGUGUGCCUCUGAACCACUGGAUCAGAUAGCAAUCCUCCCCAAGAAAAUGGGAAAUGAGGUGGUGGAGACUCAGCGGAUGGAGCGAAUAGAAAUGUCUAUUCAGGAACGCAAGCAGCUCAUCACCGCACAAGAGGAUGCCUGGAAAGUCAAAGGUUACGGAGCAUCCAAUGACUCCACUCAGUUUACAGUGGCUGGCCGUAUGGUUAAAAAAGGUCUGGCGGCCCCCACUGUUCUCACAAAUCCAGUCCUAUCCCCUCUGUCCUCUAAAAACAAGAAUACCUCCCAUACCAUCUCAAAGCCACACGAAGAGAUUGAAGUCAGAGAGGACAUGAAGCUGGAGUCAGACAAGAAGCUGGAAAAGUUGGAGUCAUUCCUUGGUCGCCUCAAUAGUAAAGUUGCAGGACUUCAAGAGGCCACAAUUGCAGUCACAGAGAAAUCUGUUAAAGAGGUCAUGACUUUAGAUGAUGAAAUCUUUGAUAAGUUUUACCGACACACAGAAGAUAUGGCUAAGAUCACUAGCAGAGUGGAAAUCAAUGACAACUUUGAUGACAUUUUUGGAAUGCAGCUGCCCAGGUUGACCUCAGACAUGGUACAGCACAAGCGUGCAGUACGGCCCACCAGAAAUGUUCAAUCAUCCAAAAACCCCUUGAAAAUGUUGGCCGUUCGGGAGGACAUCAGACACGAGUACACAGAGCAAAGGCUGAAUAUUGGCCUUCUGGAGAGCAAGAGGAUGAAACAGGAAAAGAUGAAUAAGAACAGCGGUUUCUCUGAGGUUGCUCUUGCUGGAUUGGCUAGCAAGGAAAACUUCAGCAGUGUGAGUCUGCGAAGUGUGAAUGCAUCUGAUCAGGGUUCCAACAACAGCACCAUGCCCUAUAAAAAACUCAUGCUCAUUCAGGUCAAAGGUCGACGGCAUGUUCAGACCAGACUGGUUGAGCCCAGAGCUUCCUCCUUGAACAGCGGUGACUGCUUCCUUUUGAUCACACCCCACCAUUGCUACAUCUGGAUUGGAGAAUUUGCAAAUGUUAUCGAAAAGGCCAAAGCUGCAGAGUUAGCUACAUUUAUUCAGACCAAGCAUGACCUGGGCUGCAGAUCUUCGUAUGUGGAGACCAUCGAGGAAGGUGCCAACACUCACACUUAUGCUGCCAAAGAGUUUUGGAAGCUUCUCGGCGGCCAAGCCAGUUAUCAAUCCGCUGGCACUCCAGAAGAAGAUGAGUUCUAUGAGAGUGCCAUCGUAGAAACCAACUGCAUCUACAGGCUCAUGGAGGAUAAACUUGUUCCUGAAGAUGACUACUGGGGUCGAGUCCCUCGCUGUUCUAUGCUGAACCCUAAAGAAGUGCUGGUGUUUGACUUUGGUAGCGAGGUCUACGUAUGGCAUGGUAAGGAGGUGACACUGGCACAGAGAAAAGUGGCUUUUCAGCUGGCAAAGCACUUAUGGAAUGGCACCUUUGACUACACCAACUGCGAUAUUAAUCCUUUGGACCCUGGAGAAUGCAAUGCACUUAUACCCAGGAAAGGCCAGGGACGACCAGACUGGGCUGUGUUUGGUAGAUUAACUCAGCACAAUGAGACUAUUCUUUUUAAAGAGAAGUUUUUGGACUGGACUGAGGCCAAGAAAUCCACUAAGAAGAAUGGCGACUUGCAUGAUGUUGAAAACAAGGAGAAUCGAGGUGGAGAAUGUCGGCCUUACGAUGCAUCACUGAUGUUGGCGACAGUACGGACGCCAGUCAAGACUGUUCUGGAUGGGGUUGAUGUCGGACGAGGUUAUGGAUUGGUGGAAGGUGACGAGGGGCGUAAUUUUGAGAUCAGCACGUUGUCUGUUGAUGUCUGGCACAUUCUAGAGUUUGACUACAGUCGUCUACCCAAACUGAGCAUUGGUCAGUUCCAUGAAGGGGACACGUACGUGGUCAAAUGGAAGUACAUGAUCAGCACAGCAGUUGGCAAGAGACUGCAUUCAGAACGAAUCAUCGGUCCAGGGAAGGAGAAAUGUUGUUAUUUCUUCUGGCAGGGCCGCAACUCUACUGUGAAUGAGAAAGGAACUUCAGCACUUAUGACUGUUGAGCUGGAUGAGGAGAGGGGUGCUCAGUUUUUGUCACAGACCCACGAAACGGGCGUCAAAUCGUGCGGCCUAUUCGGGAAUGAUGACUGGCGCUUAUACUGUGUGCGAGGAGAGAAACCCAUAGAGGGCCAUCUGUUAGAGGUGGUUUGUCACUGCAGCAGCUUACGAUCCCGCACCUCUAUGAUCCUCCUGAACAUCCCAAAAGCCAGCAUGUACCUGUGGCACGGCUGCAAAGCGCAGAUGCACACACGUGAUGUGGGCCGUACCGCUGCCAACAAAAUCAAAGAGCAGUGUCCUCUGGAGGCGGGCCUUCACAGCAGCAGUAAGGUUUCCAUCCAGGAGUGUGAUGAAGGAGCUGAACCACAGGGCUUCUGGGAGGCCUUGGGAAGGAGAGAUCGAAAGGCGUAUGACUGCAUGCUGCAGGAUCCAGGAAAGUUUAACUUCACUCCCCGGCUGUUCCAGUUAAGCAGCGCUUCAGGAGAGUUUGUGGCAGUGGAGUUUGUGUAUCCAUCCAGAGAACCAAAUUUGGUCAACUCGAUGCCUUUCCUACAGGAGGAUUUGUAUACAGCUACUCAGCCAGCCCUAUUUUUGGUGGACAAUCAUCAUGAAGUGUACCUAUGGCAGGGCUGGUGGCCUCAGGAUAGUGAGAGCACAGGCUCAGCUCGCAUUCGAUGGGACUCUGACAGGAAGUGCGCCAUGGAAACUGUGCUCCAAUAUAGCAAAGAAAAAAAUGAGAAAAAAACUCCAAAGUCAUACCUGAUCCAUGCAGGACUUGAGCCUCUUACCUUCACUAACAUGUUUCCCAGCUGGGAACACAGAGAAGACAUUGCUGAUAUCACUGAGAAGGAGGCUGAAGUAUGUAAUCAGAUCAUUCUUGUUGAAGACGUCUUGAGUAGACUCUGCAAGACCACUUACCCACUGGCUGAUCUUCAAGCCCGUCCACUACCAGAAGGUGUUGACCCUUUACAUCUUGAGAUCUACCUGUCAGAUGAGGACUUUGAGGGUGUAGGGGCUUCUGGGAAGAAAGCAUUGGAAAUGACAAGAAGUGAAUAUGAGGCACUGCCAGGAUGGAAGCAAGUGAAUGUGAAAAAAGCCAAAGGACUGUUUUAAAGGAACUCCACUGGAACUGCUGAUUGCGAUUGUGAAUCUGAAGCGGAGACCUUCUCAUUCCUUUUGACCCAGACAGGACAAAUGCAAGUGAAGAUCUACCUGUGUCAAACCACACAGGGAAGUGAAAAAGAGCUGGAGGAAGAAGAAAAGACACAGAUGGGCAGGGGUUUACCAGCCUCUUGUAGCACAUUUCUCUCCCAUUUUCUCCUUUUUUUUUUUUUUUUUUUUUUUUUUAAUCAGUGAAUUAGCAAGAUUUGUUUUCUUGUUGAAUGUUUCGAGUGCUCCUCAGCAUCUUUUCCUCCCGUUGUUCUGCAUUGCUGUGUCCACCUGAAGCCAGUCACCGUCCAACAUGCACAAGGCAGCACUCAUGCACUGCCCAGCUUUAUAUAAAGACCUAAUAAAUGAAAAAUGCCUUUUAGUUAUCUAAUUGUAAGAAAGCUCAAAGGAGCACUUUAUGUAAGUACAUUCAUACCUGCUCUCAUAAAUGGCCUCAAAAUGUUUAAACCUUCCAGAUAGAUGCUUGAACUUGAGAACCCUGUGUGUGUGUGUGUGUGUGCAUGGGAGAGUGUUUGUGAAUCCAUACAGUGUGUGUGUGUGUGUGUGUGUCUCUCUUCAAACAAGAUGGAAUGAAACUGUGGAAUAAGAGAAAAUCUCUUUCUAUUCUGCAUUGUAUAGUGCCUUGCCUUCAUGUACAGUUUAUAUAAAGACAGAUGCUAGUCUGCAUUUUGAAGACGUAUUUGUGAUAUAAAUAAAUAAUGGUGCAAAUAAACACUGAAUAAUGUAGAUAAUUAAAA